AUGUCAAAUUUCUCAGCCUCGCGGAUCAGGCUCUCGCUGACCUCGUAUCUCAAUGUUGCAGCCCACCAAACACAACAACAUCAACAACCUCAAUGCGCCCAACGUGAUCGAGAUAUCAAUUUGGCGCUGGCUGCCAUGCGUCUCUUUCUGUCUCUACUGUCACUUGCGGGCGUGUUAUUUACACCCACUUCAGCCUCAUCAGACUACCAUGAACAGCUCAAUCUUCGCCCUCUCCAUCCGUCCCUGUUAUUAGCCUCCUUUAAUUUCCAGAGCAAUACGAGUCUGGCCUCGUUUGAACAACAAAACUUUCGAUACUUUCCUCGGUCGCUGGGACAGAUAUUACAACAUGCGAAUACACGGGAAUUACACUUGAGAUUCAGUCUGGGAAGAUGGGACGCAGAAAGCUGGGGAGCAAGGCCAUGGGGAGGUGCACGAGAAGGAGGAACUGGUGUAGAGUUGUGGGCAUGGGUCGAGGCUGAAAGCGAUGAAGAAGCGGAUGGAAGGUGGUUGACCUUAACCAAUGCCCUUUCUGGCCUCUUUUGUGCCUCGCUGAACUUUAUCGAUUCCACAAGAACAAUCCGACCGGUCAUGUCUUUUGAGCCUGUUGGAGACCACUCGAAUACAACAAUUUCAGAUCUACAUUUGCUCCACGGAACAUUACCGAGAGAGGUUGUUUGCACAGAGAAUCUGACUCCUUUUCUGAAGCUACUUCCAUGUAAAGGGAAGGCAGGAAUAUCGAGUCUUCUGGACGGCCAUAAGCUCUUCGAUGCUUCGUGGCAAAGUAUGUCAAUUGAUGUACAGCCAAUCUGUGAAGCAGGCUCCAACAAUUGCCAGCUGCAAAUCACCCAAACCAUUGAUAUGGUCCUCGACAUCCAAAGAUCGAAGCGUCCGCGAGAUAAUCCUAUCCCACGACCUGUUGCUGAGAGCGAGUUGAAAUGUGACACCUCGAAAGAGUACCACUCUCACGAUACGUGCUUUCCACUUGAUGCGGCUGCCCAAGAAGAGGAAUGGAGCCUUGCACAUAUUUUCGGGCACUCUUUGAAAGGCACAUGUCCUUUAGCGGAUGAGAGCACCGACCCCGUAUGUAUCGAUGUUCCUCAUGCUCGCCAUGUGUAUGCUUCGGAAGGUGCUCAUGAACAUAAAGACGAAAGUGGGUACAAACGUUGCUUCUCGCUCGCGCCAGACAAGGAGUUUGAAAUGAUUCUUCCCGAACAGGAAAUUUCAGAGAAAGCACCACUUGAGCAGCCGCUCCUUUACGCUGAAAGAUCCUUCAUCGGGUAUGGUCAGGAGAGUGGGGGCGUUCAAGCUAUUCUGACCAACCCAUCACUGACGGACUCAGUGGACUUUGUAUACAUGGAAACGUUACCAUGGUUUAUGAAGCUCUACUUACAUACGCUGAAAGCAAAAAUCAAUGGUCUAGAUGAAGAUAUCAUCAAAGAGAUGUACUAUCGGCCAGCUCUAGACAGAAAACGUGGAACACAACUAGAAGUCCGAGCCAUCAUCCCGGCCAAUUCAACCGUAGUCCUCACUUACGACUUUGAAAAGGCUAUCCUGAGAUAUACCGAGUACCCACCAGACGCCAACAGAGGCUUUGACGUUGCGCCAGCUGUCAUCACUAUUGGCAACAUAGCAAUCCGCACCACCUCACUUUUACUCCCCCUCCCUACUCCCGAUUUCAGCAUGCCAUACAACGUUAUUAUUCUUACUAGUACUGUCAUGGCACUGUCAUUCGGAUUCAUCUUCAACCUCUUGGUCAGACGAUUUGUGGCUUUGGAUGAAGCAGAUCAGUGGGAUGUCAGGGCCGUGCGACUUAAGGCUCUUGCAGCUCUCAAGCGACUUGCGAGUAGAUUUGGUAAAGGCGUCAAAGUCGAAAAGAAGGAAUGA
Molecule: messenger RNA, 1884 nt
Organism: Glarea lozoyensis ATCC 20868
Lineage: Eukaryota; Fungi; Ascomycota; Leotiomycetes; Helotiales; Helotiaceae
Exons: 2
Coding region: 1-1884 (627 amino acids)
Biological process (GO): attachment of GPI anchor to protein
Cellular component (GO): GPI-anchor transamidase complex
Source: RefSeq, a predicted model, not a curated record